AACCACCCGGCACUGCUGCAGGUUGCGAUACGAGCUGAACGUGAGCAUCUAGUCAUCAACCUGGAGCGAAACGAGGGCCUGUUAGCCAGCACCUUCACGGAAACGCACUACCUGGGGGACGGCACCGACGUGGUCGUCGCGCGCAAUCGCACGGGUCACUGCUAUUACCACGGCAGUGUGCAGGGGUACCCUGAUUCUUCUGUCAGUCUCAGCACCUGCUCUGGACUCAGGGGAAUUAUUGUAUUUGAAAACAAAAGCUACAUUCUGGAGCCAUUAGAAGGUGCUGCAAGUGAACACAAGAUCUACCGAUCAGCAAACUUGAAAAUUGCCCCAGGAUCUUGUGGCCACACUCUGGACCUUUCUGCCACGAGGACUGAUGACUCCCUACAUGGUUCUCAAGCAUUUGCUGGCAGGUACAAGAGGGAGACUCUGAAGACGACAAAGUAUGUGGAGCUUGUUAUUGUGGCAGAUAAUCGGGAGUUUCAGAGACAAGGCAAGGAUGUAGAAAAAAUCAAGCAGAGGCUGAUAGAAAUUGCAAACUAUGUUGAUAAGUUCUACAGGCCACUAAAUAUUCGAGUAGCCUUGGUUGGCGUGGAAGUGUGGAACGACAUGGAUAAGUGCUCUAUCUCUCAAGACCCUUUCACCAGCCUCCAUGAGUUUCUGGACUGGAGAAAGCUAAAACUACUACCUCGUAAACCCCACGACAAUGCACAGCUAAUAAGCGGGGUCUACUUCCAAGGGACAACCAUUGGCAUGGCGCCCAUCAUGAGCAUGUGCACUGCAGAGCAGUCCGGCGGGGUGGUCAUGGAUCAUUCAGAAAACCCUCUAGGUGCAGCAGUUACCCUGGCUCACGAACUGGGUCACAAUUUUGGAAUGAAUCACGAUACGUUGGAGAGGGGCUGUAACUGCAAAGCGUCUACGGAGAAAGGGGGCUGCAUCAUGAACCCCUCUACUGGUUAUCCAUUUCCCAUGGUAUUCAGUAGCUGCAGUAGAAAGGACCUGGAAAACAGCCUGGAAAAAGGAGUGGGAAUGUGUCUGUUCAACUUGCCCGAAGUCAAGGAGUCAUUUGGUGGACAGAAGUGUGGGAAUGGCUAUGUGGAAGAUGGAGAGGAAUGUGACUGUGGAGAGCCUGACGAAUGCACCAACCAGUGCUGUAAUGCAACUACGUGCACGCUGAAGCCCGGAGCAGUGUGUGCCCAUGGCCUUUGCUGUGAAGAUUGCCAGUUAAAACCAGCGGGGAUUUCUUGCAGAGAGUCAAGCAAUUCCUGCGACCUGCCCGAGUUCUGCACGGGCGCCAGCCCCCAUUGCCCGGCCAACGUCUACCUGCACGACGGCCACGCGUGCCAGCGCGUGGACGGCUACUGCUACAACGGCAUCUGCCAGACCCACGAGCAGCAGUGCAUCACGCUGUGGGGCCCAGGUGCGAAACCAGCUCCCGGGAUCUGCUUUGAGAGGGUCAACUCGGCGGGAGAUCCCUACGGCAACUGCGGCAAGGACUCCAAGGGCUCCUUUGCCAAGUGCGAGCCCAGAGAUGCUAAAUGUGGAAAAAUUCAGUGUCAAGGGGGAGCAAACCGACCUGUAAUUGGUACCAAUGCUGUUUCCAUAGAAACUAAUAUCCCGCUUCAGGAAGGUGGAAAGAUCCUGUGCCGCGGUACCCACGUGUACCUAGGGGAUGACAUGCCGGAUCCCGGGCUCGUGCUGUCAGGAACCAAGUGCGCAGAUGGAAAAAUUUGUCUUAAUCGCCGAUGCCAGAACACGAGUGUUUUUGGUGUGCAUAAAUGUGUGACGAAGUGCCACGGGCGCGGGGUCUGCAACAACAAGAAGAACUGUCACUGUGAGGCUGACUGGGCCCCGCCGCACUGCGACAAGCCAGGGUUUGGGGGCAGCCUGGACAGCGGGCCCGUCAGGCAGGCAGAUAACAAGAGUGUAACGAUAGGGGUGCUGAUAACGAUCCUGUGCCUUGUUUUUGCUGGGUCCAUCAUGUACCUGAAAAGGAAGACUUUCAUGAGAUUGCUGUUUACAAGUAAAAAGACAACAAUAGAGAAACUAAGGUCUGUGACUCCAGCAAGACCUUCCAAUUCAUCUGAGCCUAAUCACAUUCACUCCACAUCUCUCGGUAAAAAUCUGAUCUGGAAGCCUCAAAACACAAACAUGCAGAAGAGAGACGGUCCCAGGCGGCUGCUCCCGUACCAGGUCGUGGACAUCAGCAGCCCCGUGAAGACUCAGGAUCUGCCGCAGACGCCGCAGCGAGUCCUGCCGCCCCUUCCGCAGCCCCCCACGGUGCCCGAGAGGCCCUUGCCAGCCCACCCCUCUCCUCGGUUUGCCCAG
This is a messenger RNA of Tinamus guttatus (white-throated tinamou), 2328 nucleotides long. Lineage: Eukaryota; Metazoa; Chordata; Aves; Tinamiformes; Tinamidae. The record is from RefSeq and is a predicted model, not a curated record.